Molecule: messenger RNA, 340 nt
Organism: Microstroma glucosiphilum
Lineage: Eukaryota; Fungi; Basidiomycota; Exobasidiomycetes; Microstromatales; Microstromataceae
Exons: 3
Coding region: 1-243 (80 amino acids)
Source: RefSeq, a predicted model, not a curated record
AUGUCCAGCAACGGAGAGACUGAACAGAAGCAGGAGCAGCAGUUCAACAUCCUACCCCACCCAGCAACCACCAACGACCCUAACAACGACCCUGCUCUCAAGUCAGGCAACACAGGCAGCUCUGACCCUACUGGCAAGCCUGGCGUAUUUGUUCCCCAGAAUGCCGAUAAGCUCGAGCAGCCAAAGUCUUCGGAUGAACUAAAGACGGCUAGUGCUGAAUUGAACAAGUAUAGUGUUGCUUGAAAAAAAAAGGGGCGUGGACGGAUUUGGGAUGUGGGAUAGAUAGGGACGGGAAGGGGAAGGGGAAGGGGAAGUGGAAAUAUAUCGCAUUGCUUUACAC